Molecule: messenger RNA, 846 nt
Organism: Nicotiana attenuata
Lineage: Eukaryota; Viridiplantae; Streptophyta; Magnoliopsida; Solanales; Solanaceae
Product: non-specific lipid-transfer protein-like protein At2g13820
Exons: 3
Coding region: 138-647 (169 amino acids)
Biological process (GO): lipid transport
Molecular function (GO): lipid binding
Source: RefSeq, a predicted model, not a curated record
ACAUCUUAUUUUUGACUCUUCAUUCUCUUUCUUCUAUAUAAAUCAAGCCACACUUUCUUCUUCCAUCAAGAUUGUGUGCUUAAUCACUUCUCUGCACCUCACAUCGAUUUCUGAGCGCUAAUUCACCAAUCAAAUAAAUGGCAACUCAAAGGAACACAAUGAGUCUUGUAUUUAUUGCGUCGGCGAUGAUCUGGACAGGAGCUGCAGCUCAAUCAAGCGAUGAUUGCACGAAUGUGUUGGUUAGUAUGUCCCCGUGCUUGAAUUACAUCACGGGGAACUCUUCAUCACCGUCCUCAGGUUGCUGCACGCAGCUUAGCACGGUGGUUAAGAACAACCCUGAAUGCUUGUGCCAGGUCCUCAAUGGUGGUGGUUCCAACCUCGGCCUCAACAUUAACCAGACUCAAGCUUUGGCUCUUCCUACAGCUUGCAAAGUUCAGACUCCAUCAGUCAGCAAAUGCAAUGCCGGCUCCCCGAAUAGCUCUCCUGCUGGAACACCAAGUUCUCCUGGUACAAAAGCUUCAGGGCGUGGAUCUGUACCAUCAACAGAAGGCGGUUCCAAUGAUGCAACUUUAACCAAGAUGAUCGGUCUUCCUUUCUUCAUCCUUCUCUUCAUUAGUUCUUAUGCUUCAGCAUUCACCACCGCGUAACUCGGGACUAUCAGGGAUCAUAUCCGAAGUCAAUUUUCCCGCAGAGACUUGAGUCUUUAUUGUAUUUUUUCCUGGAUGUGCAGCCCUUCCCCGGAACUUGAGUGAACGCAAAAUGCUUUGUGCACGGGACUGUCCAUUGUUGUGAUAUGUAUUAGCUAGUUUUUCUUUGCAUAAAUAAAUUUGUCGGCCUUAUUUGAAA